AUGUCUAUCCCCUUGGGCGCCUCGCUCCUGGCCACCCACAACUACUACCACCCACGCCUACUGCUGUGCCUCCUGGGUUCCACUUCCAGUGACAGCUGCUGUGGAAGUACAGAGUACCCCGGACAAGCCAUCUCCCCCAGCCCGGUCUCCCCAAAGCCGACCCGGGGCACUGGUGGGCGAGCUGCUUUUUCGGGAAUUCCAUGCUCCUGUUUAGGGCCACGGAGUUGGAGGCCCCAGAGCACUAGGAUCUCCCCAGGCCUCCAGCACAUGAUCACGGUGACCCGGCCUGUGAAGCCAAGAGGAAGCAGCCUGGAGGCCAGCCUGGCAAAACCAACGCCAGGCCGCGUCCCGCGUGGCCACGGCCAGCCUCGAGCUUCCGGAGGUGCUGGGCUGGUCAGAGCCCUUCACUCCCUCCGGCCCCACCGGAGACUGGGCGGGCUGCAGCAAUGA
Molecule: messenger RNA, 450 nt
Organism: Equus quagga
Lineage: Eukaryota; Metazoa; Chordata; Mammalia; Perissodactyla; Equidae
Product: pancreatic progenitor cell differentiation and proliferation factor-like
Exons: 1
Coding region: 1-450 (149 amino acids)
Biological process (GO): cell differentiation; multicellular organism development
Source: RefSeq, a predicted model, not a curated record